GGAAAUGCUAUAUCGAGGGCUGUUUCAAAGCAAAACAAAAUAUUAAAUAACAUAAAUAUGGGUAAAUAAAUAGUGCAAAUGCGUUUUCUUGGUAGAAGUUCCAGCAAAUUUUAUCCAGUUGAAUCAAGAGUUCAGGUCCCCAAUAUUCCAAAGCUCGCUGAUAAUAAUAACUACUGGCCAUGGCGGAUCCUCUUGCGUUCUUAUUUGGAUGCUGUGGGACUGUGGUCUAACAACCAUCCAGAUGAUUGCCCCAGGAGCAAGUUCAUUCUGUUGAGUACAUUGGAAACGUGGCUUAUAUUGCGAGAAUAUGAAACCAAAACAGCGGUUGAUAUAUUCAACGAUUUAGAAACCCGUUAUGGAACAAGAAAAUGAAAUGGAAAAUGGGUUGAAUCAAAUACCAAGUGAAUUAGUAUUUGAUUCAUGGAUUUGGAAUUAUUAGGACCUACUUGUAAGAUCUGUUCUAACCUUACAUCCGUUUUAAGCCAUAACUUCAUCAUUGGCUUUCGAAAAAUGCAUUAAAAUGAAAAUAAAAUAAAAAAUAAUUUCUUUGACAGCCAUAAAAGAAA
Drosophila montana is the source of this 566-nucleotide messenger RNA. RefSeq lists its product as uncharacterized. NCBI's taxonomy places the organism in Eukaryota, Metazoa, Arthropoda, Insecta, Diptera, Drosophilidae. The transcript is spliced from 4 exons. Bases 79 to 372 code for a protein of 97 amino acids. The record is from RefSeq and is a predicted model, not a curated record.